AUGACUGACAACUCGGAAGAUCUCACCGAUCUCCGCGGGAGCGCGGUUGUCCUUUCUAUAUCGUGUCCUGAGGACGCGUUCAGUCAGUUAUGGGCAGAAUCCCUACGCAGAUACGUGGAGACCACAUCCACCGACUUCAUCAAAUGGCAGUCGCUUCUUCAGCGCAUAUCCAGUUGCACUGGCGUGGAUGAUAUCUGCUCGGUACUCGAUGAAACCAUGGACGCUUUCACCCGCUUUCGCGGGAAGGAUUCGCUCUGGGGGAGCUUGCGACAGAAGUACCUGAAGCCGACUGUGGAGGUGCUUCUACUAUUCAGCGAUGCGAUAGCGGAGGUCGCCUCGUCUUUCCCCCAUGUCCCCGGUGGGAAGGGGAUAUUUGUAGCGUUCAGUAUCCUACUCCAAGCAACGAAGGGGGUGAGCGCCUACUGCGAAGCCCUCCUCGGGUUAUUCGAAGAAUUGAACUACUUCCUGGAGUCCUUGCGGAUUCGGAUCGGAUCCUCGACGGCGUUGGGUCACACAUCAACAACUGUCGCGAUCGCCAUACUCGCGCUUCUCAUCGACAUCGUCGCCCGUGCUACUAUGCUGCUCACCAAACGUCCGUGGCUUGGGCGCAUUACUAUGUAUGGCAAAGUGCUCACCAGAGACACCACGAUCCAUGACGCGCUUCAGCGCCUUCGGGCGCUCACGAUACUGGAAAUGCGGGCCAUCAGUAUCGAGAACCGUGUCAUAACAGCCGAGAUUCGGGGUAUCGCGUCGGACACUCUGGUUGUUGCAGAGGAUAAUCAGGUAGUGGCAAGACGGAUAUUGCAAGAACUUCGGGCCUUGAAUCCAGUUCACACGCAACUCGCUGAGACCCGCAAUCUGAUGGGCCGGGGCGUCGAUAAACUGCUAAAGGGACAGAGAGAACUGAUGGAGUUGUUGCAUGCCGAGAGAAAACAACGCGAGGAAGUCGUCGACGCGUCGAAGAUCAUGGAGAAGCUUCACCGCGUCGAUUCCGCUGACAUCGAUGCUCAGAGUCCCGAGGGGUGCAUGAAGGGGACACGGGUGCAAGUUCUCAAAGAUCUACGGAAUUGGAGCCGUAAUUCAAACGCACCUCGAAUAUAUUGGCUCAAUGGAAUGGCUGGGACGGGCAAAUCGGCCAUCGCGCGCUCGUUCUGUCACGCGCUACGGCAAAACAGCCUUCUCGGUGGAAGCUUCUUUUGCUUUCGUGGCGGUUCCAUCGAGAGAGGCGAUGCACGGCGCAUCAUCCCCACCUUGGCCGCCUCGAUGGCCGCACGACACGCAGCUUUCAAUGCAGCUUUACUUUCCGCUCUCGAAAAGGAUCCUUUCUCCCUUCACUGGAACUUUGAAGUGCAGAUCGAGCGUCUGCUCGUGAAUCCCCUCGCUCAUAUACGCGAUAAAGCACCGAUGUUGGUCUUUGUCAUUGACGCUCUGGACGAAUGCUCCGACGGCGAUAUCAUACGCAAUCUCCUCUCACGCCUCGUCCUAGCUUCUCCGAAUCUCCCUCUCAAAUUCUUCCUAACAUCUCGUCCUGAACCCCAUGUCCGCAUUCACCUGGAGUCUCUGGAUCCUACCAUUGGCCAUGUUCUACGGCUCCAUGACAUCGAGGAGAACGUAGUCCGAGCUGACAUCGCACUGUACUUGACACACAACCUACGAGGCAUGCGUCAGGCGUUCUUCCCCAUCUAUUGGCCCGAAAAAGCGGACAUCACCAGGCUAGCAGAUCAGUCUAGCAAGCUAUUCAUCUAUGCCUUCACAGCCCUACAAUAUGUUCGCGCCGAUCCCAUUGCCCGCCUCGCAAAGCUCUCCAACGCGGUGGUGUCUGCCGAGCAACGCAUGGCGAAGCCUCUGGAUGCGAUCUACAGCUUGAUCUUGUCCGAGGCCAUGGACCCAGAGGAGAACGAUGAGGAGGAGAUCGAGGCCAUUUGUCGCAUUCUUGCCAUCCUCAUCAGUGUUCGUGACCCGUUGACAGUCUCAGCCCUUGGCGAGCUGCUGAAUGUGCCGGGGCAUCACCUAAGAAGCUCUCUGAACCGCCUUCACGCCGUGAUCUAUGUUCCUCUCCAUGAUGACCGCGGUCUUCUCUCAACUUUCCACGCGUCAUUCCGCGACUUUUUGACCGCUCCCGACCGGGCACCGGGAUAUAUGCGGUCUCGAAUAUCUCGAGCCCCCGAGUUGCUUGCACACGCAUGCCUUGGAACCCUGCGAGCUGGACUCCAUUUCAAUGUUUCAGGAGCUACGACAUCCUACCUCCGCAACCACGAGCAGGAACUUCCGCGCAUUGAGGACCCAUUACGCUAUGCGUGUUUAUACGGACUGGAUCACGCAGUAACCGCAGGAUACGCCAGCCGGCGGAUUUCCCAAGCACUCGCAGAUGUGCUGCAUGGGCCUCGCCUACUUUUCUGGCUGGAAGCCAUGAGCGCCAUGGGUCAUUCAGAGAAGAUCGUUGCCACACUCGAGGAUGUGCAAACUUGUGUCCGUCAGCGCAAAGCACAGUCGCGAUUCGCGGCGUUUCUUCGUGAUGCCAUCGCUUUCGCCAAAAACCAUCACGUCGUCAUCGCACAGAGCGCUCCUCAUAUCUACAUAUCAGCCCUCGCCUUGCAAUACAACUCUCUUCUCGCAAACAUUUGCACAUUCUACUUCCCCCGUCUCGUCUCUGCGCGAGCAUUCAGCACUAAGAACGUGAAACAUUCUUUUCACCCAGCAGUUUCUUCUCCAGAUGGGAGCCGUAUACUGGCCGGAUGCGAUACGUCGGUCUAUGUCUUUGACGCUUACACUGGCGCGUUGGUAGCGCAUCUUCAGAAGGGUCAUGCACGUAUGGUGCACAGCGUUGCAUACGCUCCCGAUGGAAAACGAGCAUUUUCCGCAUCGACUGACAGAACUAUCUGUACAUGGGAUAUUGAAUCGGAGACAUUGCUAUCAUGUGUCCGCAGUGGGGAUACCAAUGUCGCCUGUGUGGCCUUCUCGCCCACGGGUAAGCAUGUGGCUUUGGGCUUUCUUGACGCCUCCAUCGAUAUAAGGGAUCCGUUAUAUUCCCGAACCCACAAGACCUUGAUGGGGCAUACAGAACGUAUUCAAGCUCUAGCAUUCUCGCCAGACGGGUCCCUCAUCGCAUCCGGAUCGUCGGAUAAGAGCAUACGUGUCUGGGAAGUCUCGUCAGGCGAACCUUGCUGCGCCCCCUUAGUCGGGCAUACCGACGAUGUUUUCUCUGUUGCCUUCACUCAAUUAGGGACCCAUGUCGUUUCAGGCUCCGCAGACUGCACAGUGCGCAUUUGGAGCAUCGGGGACGAGGGCAACGUCAGGAUCUUCAGCGGACACAACGGCUUGAUCACAUCCAUCGCCUGUUCUCAUGACAAUCAGUAUAUCGCAUCAGGUUCAGUGGACACAACAAUGCGCAUCUGGGAGACGCACUCUGGCGAACAAGCGAUGGAAACAUUCCAGAGCACUGGCGCCAUACUAUCGGUGGCCUUCACCUCGAAUGGACAUCGCGUACUCUCGACUAGCGCAGGCGGGUCGAUCCGGAUUCACGGCAUCCAUAAGAGACGUCGUCAUGGCAGUGUACCAGACAUUUUCCAGAAGAAUCAGUACUAUAUCGACAAGGAUGGUUGGGUCCGUGGUCCGAGAAACGAGGUCCUGUUGUGGUUGAGCAGCGAACGAUUGAAAUAUUUCAAUGGGUGGCAGCUCGACGACACAUUGGUCGAUCUCACUAUCGACGUUGACGCCAACGUGAACCGCCCUACCUUGACUAUCGAUUGGACUGGUGCAGCUGUCGGCGCUGAGUGGACGAACUGUUACGAUCCGACCAUUGGCACGGAUGAGAUGCCAUCAGAGUUUAUCAAUCCUCCCAACUUGUAG
This is a messenger RNA of Peniophora sp. CBMAI 1063, 3849 nucleotides long. Lineage: Eukaryota; Fungi; Basidiomycota; Agaricomycetes; Russulales; Peniophoraceae. The record is from the annotation of a GenBank genome assembly.